AUGGCGUUCUUAAAGCUUGCGGCGCCGUCUCCUCGCCCGAGCGCGAGAACCUGUCGUUAUUGCAGUCCAACCCGCGAUUUCUUCUACUCAAGACCUCCGCGGCCGAGGUUCUUCUCGCACAAGACUUCGCUGUUAGUGGUGGCUCGACCUAUCUUACGCCCCCAGCUGCCCUUCCUGUAUCCUUUCCCCCGUGGGAACACGCUCCAAACCCACGUCGGGCGAUUCAUCUCGACCGAACGAAAACAACGCUGGAGGGAACAAUUCUGGCGCUACGUUCGAAUCAAUGCCUACCUUUGGCCCGCGGCCCUCCUACUCACGGUGCUGUCCAUGGGCAUGGUGCAUACAAAGCUUGAACGGGAUUAUCCCACUCCUGGAGACUGGUCGUUCUGGAGCCGGUGGUGGAUGCGCGAAGCAAAAUUUACAGAGCUUGCGGAAGGCGCCAAGCUGAACCAGAUCCUGACGGAUUGGGCAAAAGCCGGUCAGCUAUACCUAAGCGUUCUUGAAAGGCUGGAAAGCGAGAAGCUGGAUGGGCAGUUCCUCAUCAAGAACGCAGAGAUAGAGUCAUCGACAGUGGACAAGUCUGAAGGGUUCGAUGUGAGUGCCAAGAGUGAGCAGUGGCGACGAGGUUAUCACGAAGCUCUCAUGGGUGCUGCACGUGUAGCUGAACAUUUGGAGGGUUUGUGCAAACUGAAAGGAGAUGUCAGAGGAGGCCGUGUAUAUCCGCGGGAGAGUAUCCCAGCUCCGGACAAUCCACGACCAAAACCACUUCCAUACUCUAGGAGACAAGGCCAUGUUACCCCGCCCACCUUGGAGGAAGUUGAAGACGCUUUUCCGCCUCCGCAUGUUUUCUACGAAAAAAUACUAAACACCAUUGGCUUCGACACCCGACAACGACUUGACGCUGCUCUGGCCUAUGCCGAUUGGUGUGAUUUCAAGGCCAACGACAGAACAGCCGAGGAUCUGUACGUCAAAGCCUCAGAGAUUGCUCAAUCCGGCUUGCCAGCGGGAACUGCGGACGUGGUCGAUGUGCAGACUGGGAUAAUUCUCAAAGGGCGGGAAGAUGCCGUGAGCGACAACAUUCUGCGAGCCUGCACUGCUUUCGGAGUACAUCACGUCAGAGGGGAAAACGUCAAGAACGCCCUGCCGGUAUUUCUCAGCGUUCUGCGAGCUAGGAAGACUCUGCCUGCGUCCCCUCUUGGCCCAGCCAUUGGACCAUCGAAAGUCAAGCUUGCGGAGGAGGGGGAAGGAUUGUUGGCUUAUGUAUAUGCUUUGAAAGAUCUGUUAGUUGAGAGGCCGUAUCCUCCACCUCCGCCAACCGGGAACGAAAGGCCUUAUCACACAUUGAAGGAAGCUUGUGAAGAGGUAGGACUCAUGACAUACAUUGGCGAGAUCCUUUUUGCCACAAGUGCUAGCGAACGGGCAAAAGGCCUUAGCUGGACUAGAGACAGCGUUGAGGCCGCCGAAGCCAUCAUGUGGGUAAUGGACGAACAAAAGGAGCGAGAUGGAAGGGAACGAUGCCGAGAGUGCUUGGAAACCGGCCUCCAGAACUGGAAAGCUAUGUCUCAACAGAUGGCGCGGCUUGCAGCGAAAAAGGAACAAGAAAUCGAGAGGAGCAAGGGGCUCUUUGGACUCGGUCUGGGCACAAAGCAGCAGCUGGAAAAGGCUCGAAAUGAGAGAAGGAGAUGGGAUGAAGAAAGUCUACAGGUGGAAUUGCGGAGGCAGAAGACUCUACCGCUGUUGCAAGAGCCACUGCAGCCCAUAUCUGGAGGCUGGAUGUCAACUCGUGUGUGA
Molecule: messenger RNA, 1791 nt
Organism: Cladophialophora psammophila CBS 110553
Lineage: Eukaryota; Fungi; Ascomycota; Eurotiomycetes; Chaetothyriales; Herpotrichiellaceae
Exons: 1
Coding region: 1-1791 (596 amino acids)
Source: RefSeq, a predicted model, not a curated record